This is a messenger RNA of Exserohilum turcica Et28A, 3333 nucleotides long. RefSeq lists its product as uncharacterized. The record is from RefSeq and is a predicted model, not a curated record. Lineage: Eukaryota; Fungi; Ascomycota; Dothideomycetes; Pleosporales; Pleosporaceae. Bases 1 to 3333 code for a protein of 1110 amino acids. The transcript is spliced from 2 exons.
AUGCAAGGAGUCGUCGGCUCAGCUCGCAGCGUGCGGCGCCAGAAUGGGCCCCAAACGCAAGGCGAAGACGACGACAGCAACAACGGCGACAGCAGCAACAACGACAACGACGACAACAACAACAACACCAACAACAGCGACGGCUUGCAAGGCACUGGUCUUCAGGGUUCCAAGACAUCUCGCCUUGCUCCUUCAGUACCAUUCCAAAUGACAACGCGUCGCGGUGCAAAAGGCACUUCGAACCACACGAGCUCGGCGGGCCCGUCUAGCGCGAGCUCUGGCAGCCGCCGCAAUUCGCUGGAUGAGAACGCGCAAAACGACGAGGCGCCCGGCGAGCAUGAGGAUGCGCGACCAGCCAAGCGCAGCCGAACAUUGUCCGCUUCUGGUUCGCCGCAGAGAUGUAAUGGCUCGCGCGACGCCAGCACCCACGACGACAACAGCAACAACACGCACGACAACAGCAGCAGCAUCACGCCCAUGAAUGGCACCCACACGCCCGAGCUGCACAAGCCCGCGCCCGCUGCGACGUCGACGGCGCCCAGGACGGCGGGCAAAAAGAGGCGCGCAUCCGACGGCUCCACCCACUCGACCAAAACACGCCCCAACGGUCUUCUGACCCGUACCCAGAGCGAUGUUUCUGACCAGCAGCCGCGCAAGAAGCGCAGGACCAAGGACAGCGCCGCCGACACGCCCGCCGACCAGCUGCCCGAACUGACUGAUGCCAGCACCGCGCCCAAUUCGCCAGAGCACAUGCCCGACGUUGACGGCAGUCAAAGCCUGCACAACGUGUUGCCAGCCAGUGGCGAUGCCCCUGCAAAGUCCGGCAGGCGCUUGCCUGGCCGUCGGCGCCAACCGCAUCCGGACAUCAAUGUGGAGACCGACUUACGUCGCCAGCUCAACCUCAAGAUGAGCUAUCGCAGCCUGGCAAAGGUCCAGAAGCUGCUGCUCGAGGAGCUGGCCGCCCGCACCACCAAAAGCCUGGAGCACGAUGCCAACUUCCACCGCCAAUGUCCCGAGUACCACGCCGUCAUGGCCCAGCUCGACCAGCGCCGCGACGCCCGCCUCAAUCAAGUCAAUGCUCUGCGCACCUAUCGCCUCGAGCAGAUGGAGCGCGUGCGCCUUGCUGAAGAGCACAUCCAAAAAGAGCAGUACAUCAACAGAUUCCGCGAGCUGCAGGACGACUUUGUCCUGCAAAUCUACUUCCGCGCCAAGAAACUCGAGCGCGAGAUGAAGGGCCACGAUGCUAAUGCCACCGACGACGAGGAUAAUGUCCUGCCGCCUACCUACAGCGACGAGCCCCACCACGCACAGGAUGACCGCAUCGGCUCCAAGUUUGCCUCUCGCAGCAGAGCCUACGUCGAGGCCGACCGCGAGCUGGAGCAUGAGUCGAUACGCAAGCGAUUCAGUCAGGCCAGAGCUGCCUUUGUUGAGAAAGACGAAGAAGCCGAUGAUUCAAUUGACGAUGUUGCCGGUGGAUUUGCGAGAUUUGACGGUCCAGACCGCACAGAAGCCAUUGCCCACUACAACAUCAACCGCCUUGCUGAUGCUGCCCACGAAGUUGAGAGGACGCCUUCGCCGCAGCCAGAACCUCCAAAGCCUGAAGUGAUUCCCAACGAGCACGCUGACCUGCUCAUGAUCCUUGCAGAUGUAUCUUCAAAUCAACCCCGUAGCGUCACUGUGCCGAAGCCACCACUUCAUUACCCGCACCCACAGCAGCAGCCACCGCCGCCGCCGCCACGAGCCAAGACUCCCGUCAUCAAGCAGGAGCACCCAAGGGAGAAGUCGCCCGAAUAUGCCCAACCGGCAAUGCCGUCAGAUGUUCCUUCUCAAACUGCACGUGAUAGUCCUGCCGAGAGCACACGGCCUGCAGUAGAUGUUACCCACGAGCCUCCUCGUUCUGAGCCACAGGCACCCGCACCCGCAAAGGAGCCAGAGGCGCCAGCAAAGUCGACGCCAAGGUUAUCGACGCAUAGGAUCAUGGAUAUACUCAACGACGACUGUGAAGUGCCCGUCUCAAGAACACGAGAGCAACAACCGCCACCUCAAGAAAAGAUCACCAUGCCAACGCAGGACCCUUCGAUACAUCGCCGCACAUCGUCUCGAAGCGAUGCACUACGUGUGGAUGACAUGGUAAACAAAGAAGAACCCCCUGUUGACCAGGCCCUAAUGGAUGCAUUGAGUGGGCCUCAACCACCCAGCAACCCGCCUUCCUCGCCACCGUCAAAUCCCCAGCCCUGGCCAAGAUCCAAUGUCCCGCCACCAACCCGAGAACCAGAAGAGUCGCUGCGCCGUCGAGACCCUCUGCAGAAGAUUAGAGAACUCUUGGACAAGAAGGCGCGCGAACAUGGCCGAGACCCGUCGGACCGUCCCAGCUACGGUCGGCCUCCUGUAUUCACCAAUAAGCCAAACCCUCAACCCCCGAGUGGACACGACAGAGCUGAGGUGGCGGCCUAUGAUCCAACGCGACCAUCUACGGGACUAUAUGGUUCGCUGCCUGGUGGCUCGUAUGGAUAUGCCUCUCGUCGGGAGUCUCACGAACAAUCAGCUCAUCACUGGGAGCAUGACCGGCGGAUGAGUGGUUCUCAAGCACCCCAAAGCUCGACAGCGUCUCCAUAUCAAAGCCAUGCUGCGCACCCCCAUUAUGGCGAACACCAUAGGUCAGGACCCACGCCACCAACACAUCAGAGUCCGUACGCUCCACCUGCUAGUACAUUGCCACUCCCGGCAAAGCCACCUGGACCUCCUCCGCCUAUUAACUACCGCUUCGCACACUACGACCCUGCUCCACCACGGACGUAUCCACAGUCACCGAAUUAUCCACCCACUUCGCAUCCACCGCAAAGCACAUCUCAACCCCAAUACACGAAUCCGUAUGGCAGUGCACCACCCUACCAAAGCGGCUACAUCCCUCCCCCAGGGUCAUUUCAAGCACCACCUCCCCCUCCCUCCAGCAUGCCCCCAUACCAGCCACUCAAGAUCCACCAAUACGGAGGCCAACCCAUUCUUCCUGCCAACAUGGCACCACCCCCGCCACAACAACACACGGGACCACCGCCCACUCUACCUUUUAUCAGCCAAGCUCCUCCACCUCCAUCUCUGCAUGCCUCGUCGCAAGCGCAGGGUCCACAACAAGCAUACUCGCCGACACAUCCUCACCCAUCCCCUUUGCAAUACGAGCAACAGCAGCUGGAAGGACCAUCACAAAACGGCAGUACAGAGCGUUCUUCAGACUCACAGUCUAGGCCCAGACGACCAUACAGAAGCUACCACGCUCCUGGCACACAGUUCCGAAGCUAUCAGGGUCCUGGCGAACAACGGAGAAGAGGUGGAUGA